GGAAUAUCCCUCUCCAGAGUGUCAGCAGCUGUAGUAAAGAAAGUCUCUCUCAUCACUGCAUCCCUUUGACUAAAGCCUGCAGUCAGUCUCUGAGUGCACAUCUCUCUCUCUCCUCUGCCUCUUUGUUUCCCGCGGAAAAGCUUGUGACUUCCGAGUGGAGAGGGACCGGGAGCAGCGGCAGCAUGAGCCGGGCAGCGCGUCCGGAGAGCCCCGCCGCUCGGUGCCCCGGCAGGAGGCAGGAGCAGCCGCACAGCCGGGCUGCAGUGGAGGAGCACCGAGUCGGCUCCGGGACCAGGGACAGCGGCGCAGGGUCGGCCCGCAGCAAGCGGCACCUGGAGGGGGUCCUGAAGAAGUACACCAACCCGCUGCAGGGCUGGCAGAGCAGAUAUUUUGUACUGGACCCAGAGGUUGGUCAGCUUCAAUAUUAUCUGAAUGAACUCAGUAAAAGCCAGCGACCUCCCAGAGGGUCUCUGCCUCUCCUUGGAGCAAUGGUGGUCUCCAGCGCCGACUUUCCCUACAUGUUUACUAUUCAAUCCACUACUGGGGAUUCCUACAAACUCAGAGCACUGGACGCCCAGGAGCAAGAGCUAUGGAUGACUCAGCUCCAGCUGUGUUCCCGACGCCACUCUGACAGCAGCGCCAAGGUGAUGAUCCAGGCUGAAGGGCAGCAGAAGAACCUGGUCAACUCUGUUGAGUCCCUGUCCCCCCGAGGUGGACCCCUCUCUUCUCUGGAUGAGGACCUUCUCCUUUUAAAGGCCACGUCUGCAGCCACUUUGAGCUGCCUGGGGGAGUGUCUCAGUAUGCUGCAGCACAAUGUUGUCCAGGCUCUCAACCAAAACCAGAACCAGAACCACACCCCUAGUCCCAGCCUCCCCCACAGCUCAGCUGGUCUGAAUCAGGCAGCUCCCACAGACAGAGUCCGGCCGUGGAGCCAGCGCUGCAGCUCCAGUGUGAACCAGAUGGAGCCUGGGGGCCUCCGGUCCAGCAGCCAGAGCCCGACUCACAGCUUCAGUGAGAGCCAGAGUCCCAAAGACAGCAGCUACAGUGGACGACCAGGAAGUGGCCACAACCACAUCCACAGUCAGAGUCAAGGCCGCGAACAUGCAGAUAGUUCCACUGGAUGGUCCAGAUCUCUUUCUGAGAAGCAGGUGAAAAAUGGUGCACAAACACCUCUCUCCUCCUCUUCCUGGCCUUCUUCCACUCAAACGCACAAGGAUCCUUUGGAGCAGGGACAGCAGCAGGGCCAAGCCAGCAGCCCAGAGAGCCUGGAUGACAGCGAAGAGACCACAGACACAGAGGACCAUGAGGAGGAGGACCUGGGAGUUCUGGAUGACCAGCGAAGCAUCAUGCUACACCUCCUGUCCCAGCUCAAACUGGGCAUGGACCUCACACGGGUGGUGCUCCCUACCUUCAUCCUGGAGAAGCGCUCCCUACUGGAGAUGUACGCCAACUUCAUGGCUCAUCCCGACAUGUUCCUCUCCAUCACCUCCGGCUGCACGCCAGAGGAGCGCAUUGUUCGCUUUGUGGAGUACUACCUGACAGCCUUCCAUGAGGGCCGCAAGGGUGCCGUGGCCAAGAAGCCCUACAACCCAAUCCUGGGGGAGCACUUCCACUGUUCCUGGUACGUGCCUCGGGACCGUGUCCGACCUCUCAGGAAUACCAACUGCCCUGGUCCCAACUCAGCCCCCACAGCCACUCCCGGGUCUCCACAGAGGGGGACGGAUAGUAGCAGCAGAAGAAACUCCGACUGCUAUCGCGUUCGGUUUGUGGCCGAGCAGGUGUCCCACCACCCCCCUGUGUCAGGCUUCUACUGCGAGUGCAAGGAGAAGAGGAUGUGUGUCAACACUCAUGUCUGGACCAAGAGCAAGUUCAUGGGCAUGUCUGUUGGAGUGUCCAUGGUUGGGGAAGGGGUGCUGUAUUUGUUGGAGCAUGAUGAGGAGUACGUGUUCACACUGCCCUGUGCCUACGCCCGCUCCAUCCUAACCGUGCCAUGGGUGGAACUUGGGGGAAAAGUCACCAUCAACUGUGCCAAGAGUGGGUACUCUGCCACUGUCACUUUCCACACCAAACCCUUCUACGGAGGAAAAGUGCACAGAGUAACAGCAGAGGUGCAGAACAACCAAACAGGAAACAUUGUGUGCAAGGCCCAGGGCGAGUGGAACGGCGUGCUGGAGUUCACCUACAGCAACGGGGAAAGCAAGGUGAUCGAUACGGCCAAGCAGCCAAUCAUCAAGAAGAAGAUCCAGCCUCUUGAGAAGCAGGGCCAGUACGAGUCACGGCGUCUUUGGCAGCAUGUAACGGCGUCGCUGAAGGCAGGAAACAUGGACGUGGCCACAGAACACAAACACUGCCUGGAAGAGAGGCAGCGCAGCGAGGGCAAACAGAGAGCAGCAACCAAAACACCCUGGAAACCCAAAUACUUUAUUAAAGAGGGUGGAGGCUGGGUGUACCACAACCCUCUGUGGAAAGCUCACUGACCAGGAAGCUUGGAAGCAGCUGUCCACUCCCAGACGAAAAGUAGGGCGAUGGAGGGCUGGCCGACUAAGAUAUGAGGAGAGAGAGAGAGAGAGAGAGAGAGAGAGAGAGAGAGAGAGAGAACGGAGAGAGAACAGAACAAGAGGUACCAAAGACUAGCAGAGGACGAUGGACAAACUUCUAGUCCUGUCCAAUCAGAAACACGUUGGUUCGGCAGUGAGGUGGGACUGAUCAAACACGGCUUCAGCCACUUUAGAGAUUACAUUAUUCAGACAGAAUGGGACUUUUUUUUCUGACAACAGAUCCAAACUAACCCCUGUAAACAGGUCCUGCCCCCUCUCACCGUUCAGUUGUCUGCACAAUGUACCAAACAACCGUGUUGAUCACAACAGUUUUGCACAAACCAAUGUACAAUAUAGGGUAAAAGCAUAAUGUGUGUGUGUGUGUGUGUGUGUGUGUGUGUGUGUGUGUGUGUGUGUGUGUGUGUGUGUGUGUGUGUGUGUGUGUGUGUGUGUGUGUGUGUGUGUGUGGACUCCAGAGCGAGCGAGCAGGGCAGAAUGUAGUCAGGGUAUAGUUGAAGCUGCAGCGCUCUGAUCUUCUCUGUAAUGGAUCUCAUGUAAACUUCAAACGAGGGAGAGAUGCUGUUUUAUCUGAAGUCGUACUCAUUAGGGGUAUUGUACAUACACUGAUCGGAUUAAGGUUUACUUUCACUGCUCUCACAUCUUAUAUAAAACCCUCCAAUCAACCAUUACGUUACUGUAGACAGCGGCUGGAAACUGGAACAUUGACUACGCCGCAGUGUGAUCCUGAAGUUAAAAAAAAGGAUCUAGCUUUAAUGGGUCGGUUCACCCAUGUUACUCACAUCCCUCUGGUGUUAGCUCUCCCCAUGCAGGUCGUUUUGUUUUUCUUUGUCCAGUUUUUUUUUUUUUUUUAUA
Molecule: messenger RNA, 3410 nt
Organism: Perca fluviatilis (European perch)
Lineage: Eukaryota; Metazoa; Chordata; Actinopteri; Perciformes; Percidae
Product: oxysterol-binding protein-related protein 10-like
Exons: 12
Coding region: 183-2477 (764 amino acids)
Cellular component (GO): cytosol; intracellular membrane-bounded organelle; membrane
Molecular function (GO): cholesterol binding
Source: RefSeq, a predicted model, not a curated record